AACAUUGGCCUUAUCGGCUUCCGUACGAUGUCGUGGCGUUUCUUAUCUUGCUGAAUUAGUGUUAGCUUCCCAGCUACCAACAAAAAUAGCUACUGCUGCUCGGAUAAAAAUCAUUAGCUAUCACCUUAAAGUUAGGAUAUUUUUUAUAGAAUAAAUCAAAAUGAGACGCGCAGGUUUGGGUAAGAUUCUGUUUUAUUCCAUCGUUUUAAAUGGAGAACGCUCAUUCAGACUAGUUAGCAGGCUGGCUAGCUCACGUAUGUAUAAAGAACGGGCUAGCUAGCUACCACACUUACUGACCAACUUGUUUUGUUAAUUGUCAUCAGGAUAGUUUUAUAGCUAACUAGUGAACUGUCAUUUACCUACCUACCUAGCUAGCUAACUAGCUACAGUUCUUGCGUAAGCGUGUGAACGUACUUACUUAGUUAACACAGUUACCGACACUGAUGCUACCUGACUGGCCUUCAUAGGUAGCUAGCUGUUUCUCGUUUAUUUAUUUAGCUAAAGUUAGAUAGCUAAUCGUUUUCUACCCAGUCAGCACAAUGGUUUUGUACAUCAUGUCAAACAGGCGAAGGAGUACCUGGAAAUUAUGUGGCCAGCGGGUACAGCGCGUAUGAAGAGGAAAAUGAGCACUUACAAGAGGGUCUGAGAGCCAAAGUCAGCGCCUUGAAACAUGUAAGUAUGUCAAUGUGUGUAGGGCUCCAUGAAAUUAUAUAAUAUGGGGUUCAGAGGUCUGGCUAUUAUCUCAUAUUGUUAUCAAGUCCUCUGAUUAACCUAUUUCAUGUUUGUCCUACAGCUGUCAAUAGAUAUUGGAACCGAAGUGAAGUACCAGAACAAAAUGUUGGAUGAUAUGGUAAGGAAGUGACAGUCAUGAUUGUCUGUCUACUCUACAUAAGUACACAACAGCUCAAGAAACAUUCACACACAUCUCACUUUAUCUAUACCCUCUUCUACCAGAUUACACACAUGUAAAAUAAGAUGAGUUGGCAGCUAUAACAUUUCACGAUAUCGCACAACAGAUUGGCUAUUUCACAGAGCAGUUCAUAUCAGGACGGCAAAACAUGUCACUGGAUUUAUUGGUUUGUUAUUUUCCUCCUAACAGGACUCAGACUUUGACUCAACGGGCGGUUUGCUGGGGGCCACCAUAGGGAGAGUGAAGCGGCUUUCCAGGGGAAGCCAGACUAAGCUCCUGUGCUACAUGCUGCUCUUCUGCCUCUUCGUCUUCACCCUCCUCUACUGGUUUAUCAAACUGAGGUGAUACGUUACAGGAGGCCCCGGCUUUUCCCUCCAUGCCUCUCGUGUCUCCUUUCCCUGUCGGUGCCGUAAGUCCGCCUCUGGAUCAGAAGACCAUGACGAUGAUCAUAAUGACAAGGAGACUGUUAGAAUGUGCUUAGUGGUUGAGAAGACGACUCCCCCCAAAUCAUCAAUGACAAUGUACAAUAGGGGGUAAUAAUGUAUGGCUGUCAUUCAUUUUAGACAGCCCUGAUGGAAUGAGUAGACACCGCCAUAAGUUUACGAUUGCAACGAUUGUCCAUUUAACGAUGAUGCAUAUUAUAGGUACAUUUGUAACGGAGUGAUCUAUUUCAUAAAAUAUCUGGUAAGGCUAAGCAGUAACAUACAGUGGGUAUAGAAAGUCACCACCCCAUUUCAAAAUGUUCACC
This is a messenger RNA of Coregonus sp. 'balchen', 1658 nucleotides long. Lineage: Eukaryota; Metazoa; Chordata; Actinopteri; Salmoniformes; Salmonidae. The record is from the annotation of a GenBank genome assembly.